UUUGGUGCUGGCAGAUGCUAUGGUAACGAGCAACGAGGAGGACAAUUUGACGUCAUCUGGCCAAGUUUGACCAAUGAAUAUUGAGGAAUGAUUAAGUCUGAAAGUUAAUGACGUCAUCGAAAAACGUUCUAUUCGACGUCAUCUGAUGAAAAGCGCUAAGUUGUGCUCUACCAUUCAUUAAUACUAGCUGCUGAGAUUAUAAUAGCAGUGUAUAAUGUCUUCAGAGACACAAGCGAGACGGCGCAAGGACAAGAGGAAGAAGAAGGGACGCGCAGAGGCCCCGGGUGCCGAACGGUGGGAGGAUGACUUUCAGCCAGAUGUGCGGGACGAUGACCAGUUCUAUGUAGAGCCAGACUCAGUCAGCGACGAGGGAACCGGCGAUGAGGAGAUAAAGGAGCACCACUCGGAGGGCGGCAGCAGCUGUCUGACCGUGCUCGUCUUCCUCGUCCUACUGGCCGGCGUCGGUGUCCUCCUGGCGCUCUUCUACGUCCAGUCACAGGGCAUCGCACACGUGGACACGCCGGCCCCGCCACCGGCGGCAGCGCCGCGUAUGGAGACUAUCGUGGAGACGAUCGUCGAAAGCGUCGACUCGCCACCGCCUGCUGCCGACCAGGGAGAAGGCGCACCAGCCGGCCAGCAGGAGGUAAUCAGCUCCCCAUCCGCCCCGGUCCCCUCCCCCGACCCCGUCCCCGUCCCUGACCCGCCGGCCGCCGGCGCCACACCCGACACGGACCGGCCGGCGGACCAGGAGAAGGACCACCAGCAGGACCAGCAGGAGGUGGUGCAGGUGGAGGUGGUAGAACAGCCGGUGGCCGAGGUGCGGGUGCUGGUGCAGCCCGUGGUCGAAGUGGUGCAGCAGGUGCAGCCGGUGGUGGAGGUGGUGCACCAGCCGGUGGUGACGACCACAGAGGUGGUGCACACCAGUGAGGAGCUGGUGCCCGUCCAGCAGACGGUGGUGCAGGUGCUGGCAGUGGCCGAGGACGGCUCCGAGCAGCUCGUCUCGCAGGAGGUGGUAGGAGAGGAAGAGGGCGAGAGCCAGCAGCCGGCGGAGGAGGGCGCCGCUGAGAGCCAGCAGCCGGCAGAGGAGGGUACUGCUGACAGUCAGCAGCUGCCUGAGGGCGCCGCAGAGGGUCAGACUGACCACCAUCAGCAGCUGGCAGAGGACUCUGAGGAGGCCACGGCUGCUGACCGGCACGGAGUGGACGCGCCUGACGGAGCCGCCGAUCCUGCCGAGAGCGCGCCGCCGACAGAAGGGGGCGACGCGCCCGCCCAGGUGGUGGAGCAGGUGAUUGAGGAGCACAUCGUGUACGUGGACGCGCCGGCCGAGCAGCAGCAGCAGGUGGUGUACGUGGAGGCUCCGCCGGCCGGCAUCCAGCUGGAGGGCUCCGAGCCGCAGCUGGAGGAGGCGCCGGCCGCCGCGCCGCCUCCGCCCCAGCCGCCCCAGCAGGAGGAGGGGGUAGUGACCGAGGAGAAGCUGGUCCGUAUGCGCCAGGUGGUGAAACAGAUGACGGACGCCGACGGCACGGUGCGGGAGGAGAUCGUCUCGGAGGAGCUGCUGGAGGAUGAUGCCGAAGAGCCAGCCACUGACCAGGUAGCUGCUGAGCCGGACCAACAGCAACCGGAGGAGGCGGCUCCGGUGGCAGACACUGACGAGGGCGUGGACGUGACGGAGCCGGUGGUGGAGGAACCGCGCGAGGUCGCCGAGGAGGCCAAGGCUGUGGAAGACGCCGAGGUCGCUGAUGAAGCAGAAGUAGCUGAGGAAGCCGAGGUAACAGAGGAAGCAGAAGCAGCAGAGGAAGCUGAAGUAGCAGAAGAAGCGGUAGUAGCGGAGGAACCUGAAGUGGUUGAUGAUGUGGAGGUCGCGGUUGAGGACGCUCCUCAGGAGGAGGCUCCCGAGGCCGUGGUAGAAGAGGAGAAGGCGGAGGAAGUGACUUCCGAGGCCGCCGUGGAGGAGCAGGUAGCUACACCGGCCAAUGAGCCGGCCCCCAGCAGUGUGCCACCCCCCGCUGACAGUGUGCCAGUAGAUACUAAUACCCCGCCACCGCCCGUCCAGGCCGCCGAGCCAGUCCAGGAGGAGAAGCCGAAAGAGACGGCGAAGGAGGAGAAGCCAAGUGAGCCCGUGAAGGAAGAGAAGCCGAAAGUGCCGGUAAAAGAAGAUAAGCCAAAGGAACCUGUGAUAGAGAAGCCCAAUGAAGCUGUGAAGGUAAAGAAGCCUAUUGAAAAGCCGGCGGAAAAGGUGGAAACUAAGCCGACUGAAAAGCCUGUAGUGAAAGAAGCGCCAACAGAGAAGCCUGUGGUAAAAGAGUCUCCUACUGAGAAGCCUGUAUUGAAAGAGGCUCCUACUGAGAAGCCUGUAGCGAAAGAAGCGCCCACUGAGAAGCCUGUGGUGAAGGAGGCUCCUACUGAGAAGCCUGUAGCGAAAGAGGCUCCCACUGAGAAGCCUGUGGUGAAAGAAGUUCCCACUGAGAAGCCUGUAGAGAAAGAAGUGCCCACGGAGAAGCCUGUGGCGAAAGAAGUGCCCACUGAGAUGCCUGCGCCUAAGACGCCGGUGCGGGAGGCAGAGGAGAUAGAGCGAGUCCGCGCCGGACAGCGGGAGCAGGAGAAGGCGGCGGACCGGCCGGCUGACCCUCCCGUAGCGAGUGACACUGACCAGCAUGCUAAGCAAGCCGCACAGGCGGCCCCUGCCGUGGACGAGGGUAUCGUGGCGGACGUGGAGGAUGACUCGCCGGACGCGGCCGGAGAGUACGACAAGGCCGACGUCACGGGUCCCGAGGACUGGGACAUCCGCGCUGAGCUGGACGCCGCCGAUAACCUGGUCGAUACGGACGAUGCGGCGGCGCUGAGCGCGUUCGGCGCGAUCCUGGCGCGCCGGCCGCGCUCUCCGCGCGCCCUCUGGGGCCGCGCGCGCGCGCUGAACGCGCAGGCUACUCGGGAGCGCAGCAACAACCUGCUGGACAAGGCCAUCAAGGCGUUCCGCGACGUGCUGGAUCUGGAUCUGGAGGCUGAGGUGCCGCUGCAGCUGUACCGACAGGCGGCAGAGAGCUGCGUCCAGCAGAUGAGGUUCAGAGGCCAGCUGGACCAGGCUGCGCGCAUUCAGCAGCGUCUGAUCCAGAAGUUCCCCGACGACUACAUGCUGAGGAACCACCUGGCCACCGUGUUCAUGACGUACGGACAGAACGCCGCCGCCGAGGAGGUCCUGCAGGAGGUGCUGCGCCUGUGGCCUGAAAACGGCUACGCCAAGGUGCACCUGGGCUUCAUCCGGCGCCAGGAGGGCAACCACUCGGCGGCUGUGACCCUGAUGCAGGCCGGGAUCGACUCGGACGAGCCGGGCGUACACGACAAGCGCUUCUACUACGCGCUGGGCGACUCGUACGACCGCACCGGCCGCCGCGACCUGGCGCUCAAGGUAUAUGAGGAGGGUGUGAAGCGCGGCCUGCUACUCAGCGUCCUGCAGCGGUCUCUGAUCAACGUGGACCGUCUGACCGGGAGGCCGUACUGGACGCCGGAGCAGGCGGGCAGUCAGGCACUCAUCAGCGAGCUGGAGGCCCAGUUCCCCACCAUCCGCGGGGAGAUGCUGGCGCUGCUCGACUCCGAGCGGCCUGAGGACGGCUUCCAGCCGGAGCAGGAGCAGCUCAGCAAAGAGGGCGACUGGAAACAGUACACCAUGUACCGGCGCGGCCGGAAGAACCAGUACGCCUGCGUCAAGACGCCACGCACGUGCGAGAUCAUCGACAAGUUCCCCGAGGCCGCAGGCUGCCGGCGCGGCCAGGUCAAGUUCAGCAUGCUGGCGCCGGGUACGACCGUGUGGCCGCACACGGGUCCGACCAACUGCCGUCUGCGGCUCCACCUGGGCAUCAAAGUGCCGCCCGGCACCGGCAUUCGUGUGGCCGGCGAGAAAAGGACCUGGGAAGAGGGCAAGGUGCUCAUCAUUGACGACAGUUUCGAACACGACGUCUGGAACGAGGGCACCGAGUCGCGGUUCGUGCUGAUUGUCGACAUCUGGCACCCGGAGCUGACCGAGGACGAGCGGCGCACGCUCACCUCCAUCUGAUCUCUCGGCGGCGGCGCCGACUCCCCAGCAGCUGCCGAGCGCGCCCGCCAGCCGAGGUCGGUGCGGAGAGACUGGACUGGCGCGCGGAGUGACGUGUGUUCGCCGGACGCUGCGCAGUGGCCGCUAAGGACCGAUGUGUGACCUAUUGUGAUUGGAUGCGGUGCUACUCUCAACUCAGCUGUGACCCCCCCCCCCCACCCCUCCCCUGUGGCGACCCCUGUGAGCCGGUGAUGAUCCCUGUGAACCGGUGUGACCGCCGGGCGCGGCGGACCUCUUGCCGGAGUGUUGUAGGUGUUGGAUGCUGCCGGUUCGCCAGCCGCGGCAGCCGGCGAUGCCUCACGGCUCACUCACUCACUAUACAGAUUACAGACCGACCUUUUAUUAUUCGAUGACAUGGACGAAAUACAGGGUGCGCCGACUGAGGCGUCGACGCGACAUA
Amphibalanus amphitrite is the source of this 4490-nucleotide messenger RNA. Its product is annotated as aspartyl/asparaginyl beta-hydroxylase-like. Bases 215 to 4051 code for a protein of 1278 amino acids. The record is from RefSeq and is a predicted model, not a curated record. Gene Ontology annotation, biological process: peptidyl-aspartic acid hydroxylation. Lineage: Eukaryota; Metazoa; Arthropoda; Thecostraca; Balanomorpha; Balanidae. The transcript is spliced from 17 exons. Gene Ontology annotation, cellular component: endoplasmic reticulum. Gene Ontology annotation, molecular function: peptidyl-aspartic acid 3-dioxygenase activity; protein binding.